AUGCCUAAAGAAUGGCAUUAUCGCGAUUUAGUUUCACGUCAUACAUUGGCAAUUAAACGAAAUGAUAGCAAAAAAAAACCGCGUAAAUUGGAAAAAAUUUAUCGAGAAACACAAGCAAGCAAAGAAAAUAUUCAAGAAAACAUUCGGUCCGAUAUUGAUACAAAAGAACGCGAAUUGGUUCUUUAG
This is a messenger RNA of Ambispora gerdemannii, 186 nucleotides long. NCBI's taxonomy places the organism in Eukaryota, Fungi, Glomeromycota, Glomeromycetes, Archaeosporales, Ambisporaceae. The record is from the annotation of a GenBank genome assembly.